Messenger RNA from Ilyonectria robusta, 1488 nucleotides. RefSeq lists its product as uncharacterized. Gene Ontology annotation, molecular function: nucleic acid binding. Lineage: Eukaryota; Fungi; Ascomycota; Sordariomycetes; Hypocreales; Nectriaceae. Gene Ontology annotation, cellular component: nucleus. The coding region runs from base 1 to 1488 and encodes 495 amino acids. The record is from RefSeq and is a predicted model, not a curated record. The transcript is spliced from 4 exons.
AUGUCUCUCACAGAACGGCUGGAGAAGCUUCAGGCCCUUCUUGGCAAGGAAGUAAGCCUUGUUGACCCCCAGAAAGCUACGGAAUCACUCAAGGGCGUGGUUCCGGUGGAAUCGAAUCCUGAUUCCGACUGGAAAAAUGCAGCGAACCCAGGAGGUCAUGCCAAACUUGCCCAAGAUACUAUGCAUCGACACACGAGGUCCGAAGAGGCGAAGGAUCAAGAGAGAGCGAUGAGGCACCGGAAGGCAUUCGACCGCUCAAGCUUUCGCGUUGGCGAACCACUUGACGAGGAUGUACACUUUUGUCCUUUAAAGACGAUGGUGACAUACCCCGAGCGCUUUAUUGGCAAAACGAACAAACCUCUUGCGAAACCCUUCUUUGAUAGAAUUUUGUUGGGUAGAGUUUGGGAUUUCUUCUACCUGCACGACCCAAAAGAGCCAACGCGGGAUCCUUACCUCUUGGUGCCAACAGCGCAAUUCGAAGCUUUCCUGGAAGAUGUCAACGCUAAGCUCGGCAUCUCGCUAAAGAUCCCCAAUGGAGUCAACGAAAGUCGGUUUGCUCUCAAGUUUGGCCAAGGAGGCACACCACGACCACGGUACCUCAGACGGUCCGAAGACGAGACAGCACUGGAUAUCAGACCAUGGCCUCAGAUGGCCUCAGACGAUAUCCAGCGCUUCGAUGCGGCCACGAUGCAAAUGAAAGAUGACUGGAGUGACAAGAUGAAGUUGGUCAAGACUGGCUUGACUGGCAACGGCAGCAAGGGCACCAGCGAGAAAGCGGCUCGAAAGAAACGCGAACGAGAGCAAAUGGUUCUCGACACGCAAGCCCACCUCGGCCUGAGAGGUACACCACCGGCUCAAGGUGUGGUAUUCAUUUGUGUCGACGUUGAGGCGAUUGAACGGCCACCAAAUCCCAUCUCGGAAAUCGGAUUUGCGAUUCUCGAUACGAAUGACAUCAGAAACGUCGCACCUGGCCCAGGCGGUCAAAACUGGUGGACUUUGAUCAAUUGCCACCAUCUCAGAGUAUGGGAGUAUGCUGGGUUGAGAAACCAGCAAUAUGUGCAAGGAUGCCCGGAUUCAUUUGACUUUGGUUCAAGCACAUUCCCACGGAAAGCCGAUGUCCGAAAGGAGAUAAUGGCAAUUCUUGCACCAUACCUCGACGCCUCUCGAAAUAUCGUCAUUGUUGGCCAUGAUAUUCGCCAAGAUCUUCGAUGGAUUUCGACUCUUGGCGUGGACCUGCUUACCUUGAAGAAGGUCGUCGGGCAGGUUGACACACAAGACAUGUAUCAGGCGUGGCGGAAUGAGACAAAUGGACGAGGCCUGGGUAAGGUACUGUCCGAUCUGGGAAUCCCCAGCAAGAACCUCCACAACGCAGGAAAUGACGCUUACUACACAGUUUGCGUCAUGUUCGGGAUUGCCCUGGAACAGAUUCGGGAACACGAGGCCAAGCUCAAGGAGAAAGAAGACACUCCUCUCACUCAAGGGACAUAG